AUGGCUGGGGAAGCACGCUGCAGGAAGGUUGAACAUCGUCUCCGUCAAUGGCUCGACAGGUUCGGGCAUCAGGGCCGCGAGCUUACCAGCGUGCACAAGAAAUGCGCAAGGCAACACGACCAUUGGAGCUGCGGACUCUUCACGGCGACGUUUCUGCAGGCCAUCCUGUCCAACAACCCUGUUCCCGACAAGCUCGGCGUCCAAGCCAAGCAGACCGAGUUCCUCAGCCUCGUCCGAGGCUGCAUACCCGACAGUCCCGGCCUGUCACUCGAAGAGACCUUGGCCCUCAAGGGACUCGCAAAGGGAAAGGCAAGGGACGAACCGACCUCUUCCUCCUACACAUUCAACGACAGGCUCGCGUCCAUCAGCAUGGCCAAGCUCAACCAAGCCUUGGCUUCUGCAAAGACGCGGCUUGAACGGGUAACUGCGGCGGAGCGAGAGGCAAUGGAGACACUUGUCGCCAUCGAAACAAGGCUAGCAGCGCAAGCAAGUCUCGAUACUCAAAAGACAGAUCUGCAGCAAAAGAUCGCAUCUGAGCUCUUGAAGAACCAGGAACCACUGACCCCGUCUCGGACCCAGACCCUGUCAGAGCAGCUCGUAGACCAUCACAACCGCCGUCAAUCGCAAGACCAGGCACUCCGAUACGAAGGAACACUGUGCGGCGUAGACUGGCUCGCGAAGCACCUCAACAUCGGCGACUCUACUCUGCAAGAUCAGAAGGUGGCCGAGGAUGCUCUGUCCAAUGCGAAGCAAGAGCUGCUAGCUGCUGGCGAACACGUUGUCAGCUGUCAGAAUGCCAUCGACGCAAAGUCCAAUCACGACACUCUUAUUCAGAUUCAGGCUGUGCUUGAGGGGUUGAUGUUGAAGCAUCAGGAGUGGGAGGCUGUUGGGAGGCAGGGCAGGGUGCAUCUUGCUGAGAUAGAGACAGACAUGGGCAUGGAGGGAGGGAAUGAAGACGGAUCUGUCUGCUGUGCUGUGUUUUAUGUGUUGAUAUGUCUGAGUUGA
Messenger RNA from Fusarium redolens, 1005 nucleotides. RefSeq lists its product as uncharacterized. Lineage: Eukaryota; Fungi; Ascomycota; Sordariomycetes; Hypocreales; Nectriaceae. The record is from RefSeq and is a predicted model, not a curated record. The transcript is spliced from 2 exons. Bases 1 to 1005 code for a protein of 334 amino acids.